Cinara cedri is the source of this 1592-nucleotide messenger RNA. Lineage: Eukaryota; Metazoa; Arthropoda; Insecta; Hemiptera; Aphididae. The record is from the annotation of a GenBank genome assembly.
AUGAAAUUAGUAAAGUAAGUUUACAGCUUUGAUUUUAUAUUAGAUGUUGGUUUAAAGCGAUUUUAAAACAUUUAAUUUAAGACAAAUGAAUGCCAUUUGUAUACUUGUAUAAAUAUUAAUUUAAUAAUAUCCUAAAUUUUAAGAAUUACCAUGACUAGACCUAAUCACUUAAAGAAUCAAACAUCAAACCUUAAAAUUUGUUUUUGGCAUACAUCGGUUUAUUUGUUUUCCUAUAAAUAUUUGAUUUUAUUAUGAAAAAUACAAGAUUUAUAAUUUAACAAUGCACCAUAAGAUACAAAAGAAAUAACCUUUUAUUGAAGUCCAAAUAUAAGAUUUUUAAUUUAAGGAUUUGAAUGAAUUUUAGAGACGUUAUAUUAGCAUAUAUCUAUUAUUUACUCUACUAACAAUUUGUUUCGUUUUAUUUCUUAUAAAAUAAGUAUAUAAGUACUUUACAACCCUACAACCCAAGAUGUAAAAAAUAAACAAAUCAUAUGAAAACUUUGUAGAUAAUAUUUGGUUUUUUACUUUAUGCCUUACAUUAUUUUGUAUUAAUACAUUUUAAUUUAAUUUGUACUAAAUUUUUGUAAAUCUGAAUUUAAGGGUAAAUAAUAUGAUUAAUUUUAUUUUACAGGUUUUUAAUGAAACUCAGUCAUGAAACUGUGACCUUAGAACUCAAAAAUGGUACUAGUGUACAUGGAACUAUCACAGGUAAAAAUAUAAUAUUUUUAAAACGUUCCUUUUUUAAUUUAUCAAUUGUCAAUCUAUACUUCAUGCCAGAGAGUGCGAUAAUUAUACUCGUAUCCUCUCAUUACAUGGAGUAUUGUGUAUUUUAUUUAUUACAUAUUUUUAUGCCAUUUUCAUUAAUUGGUGUUCCCAUAAUUAAUAAGUAGAUAACCGGGUACUUGACUAUUACCUAUCCAGACAGCACCUGAUUGCAUAUACAAUUUAAAAUUUAAAUUUUAUACUGGAUGAUACAUUGUAGGAAAAAAUCUGAGAAUUUGUUUUGCUUACAGAAUUAGAACAAAAGUUAAAACUAAUCCAUUAAACGUUAUAAAUUGUUAUUUUACUUGGGACAAUAUUUUCCACCAAUACUAUGUCCCAAUUAAUUCAUAACAUACAGCAAACAAAUUUAAUAAUUCAGUAAAUCAGUAUUAAAUCAUUAAUGUUAUAAAGUUGUAUUUCAUGAUUUAACAAUUUUUAUAAAAUUUUAGGUGUUGACGUAGCAAUGAACACUCAUCUUAAAGCUGUCAAAAUGACUGUAAGAAAUCAACAACCUAUACAUUAUGAAUCGCUUAGUAUUCGAGGUAAUAACAUUCGAUACUAUAUUUUACCCGAUUCGCUUACUCUUGAAACACUAUUAGUCGAUGAUGCACCCAAAUCACGAAUGAAUCGUGGAGGACGAGGUGGUCGUGGAGGUUUGUAUUUUAUUUUUUAAAUAUAUAAAUAUAUAAAAGUUGAACUCAAAUACGUAAUUAUGUUUUAUAGGACCAGGAAGGGGUGGUCGUGGCCGUGGAGGUCCAAGAGGUAGAGGAGGCCGUGGAGGGCCUCGUGGAAGUGGUGGGCGAGGACGUGGUGGCCCACCUCGACGUUAA